Cannabis sativa is the source of this 1537-nucleotide messenger RNA. Its product is annotated as short-chain dehydrogenase TIC 32 B, chloroplastic. Lineage: Eukaryota; Viridiplantae; Streptophyta; Magnoliopsida; Rosales; Cannabaceae. The coding region runs from base 86 to 1072 and encodes 328 amino acids. The record is from RefSeq and is a predicted model, not a curated record. The transcript is spliced from 8 exons.
AAUUUUGUUUGUGUGUAUAUAUUGUAGAGAAUAUAAAGAAAAUGGUUUCAUCAUCUGUUUUUGGUGUGUAGGAUUGGAUCUGGUGAUGAAAGAAACACUAAGAUACUUGGCAGGAAUUGCAGGCCCAAGUGGCUAUGGCUCCAAAUCAACUGCCGAGCAAGUCACUGCAAAUUGUUCUUCUUCUCAUCAUCUAACAGCCAUAAUCACUGGUGGGACAUCUGGUAUUGGAGCUGAGACAGCUAGAGUUUUGGCAAAGAGAGGAGUGAGAGUAGUGAUUCCAGCCAGGGAUUUGAUUAGGGCAGCUGAAGUGAAAGAGGGAAUUGAAAGAGAGAAUCCAAAGGCUGAGGUUAUAGUUUUGGAGAUUGAUCUUAGCUCUUUUGCUUCUGUGAAGAGAUUUUGCUCUGACUUCCUUGCUCUAGGAUUACCACUCAAUAUUCUCAUAAAUAAUGCUGGGAUUUUUUCUCAAACACUGGAAUACUCUGAAGACAAAAUUGAGAUGACAUUUGCUACAAACUACUUGGGACAUUAUCUAUUAACAGAAAUGUUACUCGAAAAGAUGGUGGAAACAGCAGCUCAAACUGGUGUCCAAGGAAGAAUAAUAAAUGUCUCAUCUGUGAUCCACAGCUGGGUUAAGAAAGAGCAUUUUCGUUUCAAUGACUUGCUUACUCCAAAAAGUUACAAUGGAACUCGUGCAUAUUCACAAUCAAAGUUAGCUUCCAUAUUACAUGCCAAGGAAAUAGCAAGACAGCUUAAGACAAGAAAUGCAAGAGUAACCAUCAAUGCAGUACACCCCGGAAUAGUGAAGACUGGGAUUAUAAGAGCUCACAAGAGUUUUAUCACUGAUUCUGUAUUUUUCAUGGCUUCAAAGCUGUUAAAAUCAGUAUCUCAGGGUGCAUCAACUACUUGCUAUGUUGCUUUGAGUCCUCAAACAGAAGGUGUAAGUGGAAAGUACUUUGUAGAUUGCAACGAGAGUAGCUGCUCACCUCUAGCCAAUGAUGAAUCCGAAGCACAUAAGUUGUGGAAGCAAACUCGAGCUUUACUACGCAGACGAUUAUGUCAUUUAAAACUCUAAAACACGUAUCAUUUUACAGCAGCCAAUCAAGCCAAGCCAUGUAUAUAAAGCUUAUUUAUUGUUCAUGCCACGAAUGGCUCACUACACAAGCCUUUAAUAGAUUAUUUUAAAAGUACAUGAUGAAAAUUGAAAAUAAUAAUAAUGGUAAUAACAAAACAAGGGACUCCAAAUAUUUUCCCCACCCUUCUAGAUUCCUAAAAACAUCCCCAUUUCAUUCUCGUCUCGAGGCUGUAAUUCUUCUUUUUUUUUUUUUAAUGAUACUUCUAUAAAUAAAAUCAUUUUCUUUUUUAAUGGUACCUUUGUUGUAAAAAAGAAUUACAAUUUGGUUCAAUAAUGUAAAACCAACAUGAGGAGCUGCCAAGUGCACACUACACUAGGGUGUGCAUCAUCCUGUAUCGUUUUUUGUGUAUUAAUAAAUCUCCCAUAAUUAUAUUUUUAAAUUUAUUUAACUCAAAUUAUAUGAAA